Messenger RNA from Perognathus longimembris pacificus (Pacific pocket mouse), 1032 nucleotides. Its product is annotated as proline-rich protein 2-like. The record is from RefSeq and is a predicted model, not a curated record. NCBI's taxonomy places the organism in Eukaryota, Metazoa, Chordata, Mammalia, Rodentia, Heteromyidae. The transcript has 2 exons. Bases 1 to 1032 code for a protein of 343 amino acids.
AUGGGCAUUGCCCCCAUCCCCCCACCCGAGGACCCGGGUCGCCCCCGCCCAUGGGCAUUGCCCCCCCCCCCCGAGGACCCGGGUCGCCCCGCCCAUGGGCAUUGCCCCCAUCCCCCCACCCGAGGACCCGGGUCGCCCCCGCCCAUGGGCAUUGCCCCCAUCCCCCCACCCGAGGACCCGGGUCGCCCCCACCCACGGGCGCUGCCCCCACCCCCCCACCCGAGGACCCGGGUCGCCCCCACCCACGGGCGCUGCCCCCACCCCCCCACCCGAGGACCCGGGUCGCCCCCACCCACGGGCGUUGCCCCCACCCCCCCACCCGAGGACCCGGGUCGCCCCCACCCCCCCACCCGAGGACCCGGGUCGCCCCCGCCCAUGGGCGCUGCCCCCACCCCCCCACCCGAGGACCCGGGUCGCCCUCGCCCAUGGGCGCUGCCCCCACCCCCCCACCCGAGGACGCGGGUCGCCCCCACCCAUGGGCGCUGCCCCCACCCCCCCACCCGAGGACCCGGGUCGCCCCCACCCAUGGGCGCUGCCCCCACCCCCCCACCCGAGGACCCGGGUCGCCCCCACCCAUGGGCGCUGCCCCCACCCCCCCACCCGAGGACGCGGGUCGCCCCGCCCAUGGAUGGCAGGAGGGCCAGUCCUGGAGGGCCCCGCCGGCAGCCGGUGUGGAACACACUCCACGAGUCCCAGGAGCCCAACGAUAUACUGCGGACCCCAGAGGGAGGACAGAGUCGCGGCCGCUCCUCGCCAGGCUUUCCCCGCACCAGGCCCCGCCUGCCCGCGCCCCAGGGUGCAUUCGGCGCCUCGUGGCCCCCACGGCCCCCCGUGUGCGUGGGCUGCGGCCCGGCCCUCCGCGCCCCCGCAGACGGAGCGGGCUGGGCAGAGCCGGGGUGGCUGGGGCUGCCGGAGGGGUGGGAGCACCAGGCCUUCACCCGCAGCCUCGGGGAGGACGGCUCCCACCCUUCUCACCAAGCUGAAGCUGGCCAGGGCACCCAGGGCUGCCGCCGCCUCCCACGGCAGCCGUGA